AUGUCGAACGACCACGGGAUCGAUAGCAAGCCGAAAGGUCGCGGGUACAGUGCUAGGGGUAGACGCAAGGCACUGGAGACGACGCAGGACCUGACAGCCGGGUCUGGUCUGAUGUCGAAUGACGCAAACCAUGACGACGGCGGAUCAAACACGGGAUAUGGCGAAAGCAUGGAUCUAAACAUUCGUGUGAAGGAUCGAUCAACGGAAGAGCCGCCGAAAAAGGGACGCACUGGCGGGCUCUUCAAGGAACAACAAUCUGGCGGGAUUAAAGGGCUGUUCAACAAGGAAGCGGCGGCUGGUGCUGCUGCAGAAUUGAAGGAGACGAUUAAACGGCCCCUGACUGGACUUUUUCGCCGUCCUGGCUCGCGAGCUGGCAGAAAUAAGGAUGAGGAUAAUGCGAACGAUGAAAAGGCGCCUUCUCCUAAACCCGAGAGAUUCACUGCACAAACCGGAAACGGAAGCGUUCCAUCCAAUCGCCCAGCCUAUGCCCCUUACAACCCUGAAUUGGAGGCUAUGGCGAGAGCUCCACAGAUCCCGAAAGAUGUGCUGCAACGCGUUUUUGAAAUCGAUUCGCUUGGCGGUCGUUAUCCGAACCUCACGAAGGUCGACGACAUCGAUUUGACUUUGCUCCUUCGAUAUACAUUGCCUGAGGAGGAGGUGACUGAUGAAGACACUCCCUGGAACUGGGACUACCUCUUCGCCUCGAUCACCACCGAAAUCAAGAGCGAUAUGGAUAAGGAUGAUACUGAAGGCUUUUACUUUCCCGAUGAUGGCCUGAUGAUGCGU
Mesorhabditis spiculigera is the source of this 786-nucleotide messenger RNA. The record is from the annotation of a GenBank genome assembly. Lineage: Eukaryota; Metazoa; Nematoda; Chromadorea; Rhabditida; Rhabditidae.